AUGACAUACAUGUAUCAGCGUGCAGACCCAGUACAGAGUGACGGUGGAUCAGAGAGAGAAAGUAUGGAGAGAAAGCGAAAAAAAGAUUCUUAUUAUUAUGGCAAAGAUCAUUUCUUUGUUAUGAUUCUAUUAUCUUGUCUAUUGCUACUAUCCACUUUAGUUCUCAAAGUAGAAUCAUUCAAUGUCGAACCAACAAUAUUCUAUGGAGGUGAUGUGGUUUGGAUCACUCUGGACAAUGUUGUUGCAGAUCCUUCCCAACUCUCUGUUGUCUUACGAAGAAGUGAUGCAAUCACUUACGAUGUCCAAAUGGAGUUUGAAUACAGUAUAAGUGAUUUGAUUCAUGUCUUUAGUUUUGAUCAAUCCACCCAAAGAAAUCCUCCUCCACGCGGUGUCGUUCUUACAUACCAGAUUGUUGUAGACAACUAUAACCCGGUCCAGGUCUAUUUUGCACAGUCUUCAAAAAUUAUAGGAUUCUCAACAUCACACCUUUUAACUGAUUUACAAAAUGUGGAGAUUGAUAUUUAUGGUGAAAAUCUCAUUCCCAUCGCUAGUUUUAGUGAUGUCAUAGAAGUGUUCUUUGUAGCAGAUCAAAUACAGGAUAUACCUUGUAUUGUUCAAUAUCCCAUUGCAGAUACAACCAUUAGAUGCACGUUGGCAUCAACACCCAAUACCCCAACAACUCUUCUCGCUAAAAUCAAAUACCAAUCCCUUUACAAUCCUCCAGCCGAUUACAUUGUGUCUAUCACUUCUAUAUAUGUUAAUGAUUAUCUAAUAUUAACGGGAAUGAAUCCAAUCCGAGGUUAUUCCGGUCAAGCUCAAGCAAUAACUUUUACUGCCAAUGUUAAUAUCAAUAGACCAAUUGAUAACUUGCAAGUUGUUUUUGUUCAAGUUGGUGGUCAAUUUUCAAUCGUAUGUCAAGGCGCAAAUCUUUUAAAUGGCUUGGUCACUUGUACACUUCCAAUCAUUCCCAACAUUGCUCCAGGUUCUUAUCUAGAACUAAGACCCGAUGUUAGCUAUGGAACUUUAGCAAAUAGAGUGCCAGUACCAUUUACUUAUUUCACUUCGAGUGCUUCACAAAUUGGAAAUAUUCUAUCAAGAAAGCUGAUCAUUUCUGGUUCAGAGUAUGUCACAAUCACUGGUACCUUUUUUGGCCACCCUACUCUGUUAACCAUUGAUGGAAUUGAAUGUGUUAUUCAACAACCAACAACAUUGGCUUCUAUUACCUGCUUGACGAGUCAAUUCAAUGCUGAAAACCCAUCUGCCACUCUUUCAUUGACCAUUGGAAACGAAAUUAUUCAACUACAAAAUGCUUUUGAAAUUGGAAGAUUGCAUAUUAUGUCGGUACCAUCUUUUGCUCUUUAUGAUAGUAAUACUGUCCCAGUUACUACUACCAUGAGAAUAGGAUUUACCGGUGUUAUACCUGAUGGUACUGCUGUCAGUGUAAUUUGUGGAACCAGUCAAUUUAUCCCAUCAACUAUUAGGGUCAUCUCCAAUGUUUUAUCCUUUGACGUCUCUUCAGCUGGUUUUACGGCUGGAGCAUCCUGUCAAAUUGCAAUGAUACUUGGUACAAAUGGACCGACAAUUCACCUUGGUCCUUUUCAAUUUAAAAAACCAAUCAUUACAGUUGACCAAAAUACAUUUCAAUCUUUAAUUUUCAAAUCAAACAAGGCAAAAAUUAAUUUGAAAACCAUUGAUGAAGAAACAUUCGUAGGGUUUGCAGUUGAGCUUGUACUUGUUACCCCUGCAGGUGAUACUAUUAUCGCCAAAGGAAAUGUAUUACCUGAUAAUAUUGUUGAGUUUAAUGUUCCAUCUUACUCUUUAGACACAACAAUCACUUCAGCUCUUGAUGCUACAUGUACAAUCAGAAUUGAUAAACAUGAGUAUACAAUUCCCACCCAAAUUUAUAGAUAUAAAGUCCCAAAAAUAACUCAAGUCGAGUUUAAAAGUACUGGAUUUGAAAUGAAAGGGGAUAAUUUGGAUCUAAUUAGUCAAGGUUUCACAACAAAGUUUAUGUUGGAUGAUAUUGUUCUUGGACAAUGCGCACCUUCUUCAAAUACCAAGGUCGUUUGUACCGGAUACGGUUCAUCUACCCAAGCAAAGACAAUACGUUUGAUUGUGAAUGAAAAGACAGAAUUCAAAUUCGAUCUUUCUACCGGCGCCGGUAUUACUAUCGUCGGACCUGUGGCAACAGAGAUCAAACCACGAUUAUCAAAACUUUCCAAUGCAUUACCCAUCACAAUUAGAGGUACUGGAUUUACAGCGCAAUCCUUGGUUACAGUUGGUGGAAUCCCAGCACCUGGAUGCGUCCCUUCCCCCGGCACCGCCGAUAUCAUUUGUGGCAGACCUCUUGGUCUUCAACCAAACACUGACAUCGUUCCAUUCCAUCAAAUUACAAUCGAUGGUGUCGUUCAAUCUGAUAUUCCUUAUAUGGUCCAUGUCGUCUCUUGUUUGGGUCAAUCUAUCAGUUCAUCGAUUGAUGGUCAACACUUUGACUAUUUUCCAAAGAAAUGGUGGUUCAAUUAUAGAUUGAUACCUAGAUUACUAAAUGGUCCCCGCCCUGACGAUUAUUUGUAUGCUGAUGCUGACGACCAGAAUCUAAGAUCUUUCUCUCCAUUAAAUACUCAUACCGAUAUCGAACAUAAUUCUCUGUACAAGACACUUGAACAAUCCAAGAAUACAGGAGCAAAUUAUAUAUUUUACAAUGAUGGAGUAGGAAAAUUCAGACAAACCAAUGGAGCACAAGAUGAUAAAAAACCUUCAGGUGAGACACAAGGCCAUACCAAAGGAUUCGUAAUUUGGGAAGAACAUAAUAAUCAAGUAUAUGGAGUUCAUGUCUUGCACUCUACUCCCCUUUUUCCAACACUUGAUUAUUUUAAUCUGCCACCCCAAAAACCAGCGUUUUUAGGAUCAUCAACCAAAAGACAACAUUAUUUUUGUCGUCCUUUUGCUGGAUUGGCUGAACUGGACAAAGUUGCAGAUUAUAUUAUCAUCAACAAUGCAAACAUCUAUAUGGACUCGAUUAGUGCUCAGUCUCUAUCUACCAAAAUGAUUAAUAUCAAAACCGCUGGUCCAACAUAUCUGAAUAAUUGUGAUCCUGAUACGAUUACAACUUGUUUGUCCAACUUUGACGUACCAGGUGGCGGAAAACAAGGUUCAGCUUUGAUCCCAUCGCCAUAUAUUGUCAAUGUUUAUCAAAAAAUUGUCUAUCCCAACAUGGAAGAGCAUAAAGACUCCGCUGACCAUGCCAAGAUUGCCUACACUUUUCUCCCUUCGUCCAGAGGUGGUAACACUGGAGACUGGUUUUGUGUCGGUGAUAGUAACAGAGCUUUUGCUCAGCCUGGAAGAGGUGGUGGAGCAUUUUGUUUCCAAGCUCCAACUUUGGUAGAUCAAUUUCACAGAGCUGUAACCAAGUAUAAACUAGUUGCACCUAUUGAUCCCGCUCCAAAUAGGCUGAUAGAGUAUGGAGUUUCUCACUCUGAAAAUGAACAUGUAGUAAGAUCAACAAAUGUUGAAUUGGAUAUUCAAUUAAACACUGUUCCCAACUUUCAAAACCCAGUGACCGUCGUACUUUAUGAAUCAGUCUCAAAUAAAGUCACCCAACCAGCCCCAGCACCAAGAUAUUUCGAUGAAUACAAACUGACGCCUUACGAAACUCACCAUUUCCACGGAACAAAAAGAAUUACAUACAAUGCCUUCCGUACUACUAUUUCACCUAGAGGGUUUGGUGUUCCAGGUGCAGAGACUCCUUUCUCUCAAAUUUCCGAUAACUUGUCAAUCCUACCACCCUUUUUUACACCGCCAGAAGAACUUGUAGCCAAACAAGCGCUUAAAGUCGAAUACUAUGCAAAUGACGAUUUGGUUGCUUCAGUAUGUAACUCUAACCCUCCCAACCAUGAUUGUUAUCAAUUAUCGCACUAUCGAACCAAUCGAAUCGCACAUUCAGCACCUGAUGCCCACCCUCUCUAUGUGUACGCUAUUUCUGAUAUUGUUGAUUACCAAAGAAUCCAUCACACUUGGUUAAUUCAACAAAAAUUCAAUUCACUUGUACAAUCGCAAUUACCAAGUAUGACCAAAGUCAAGUAUAUCAUCGAACAACCACAACCCAACACUAUAUCGCAUUAUGAUACUCAAAAUAGAGGGAUUGUUUUGAAUGUUGUUGGAAACACCGACAUUUGUCAAGAAGAACAAACCUAUCUAUUAUUACUUGCAUACUAUCAUAAUAGAACCAUUCAAGAACCUUCCCAAUUAAAUGGCCUUUAUGGAAAUCUACAACAAAACUCUCAGAAAACAUUUGUCAAUGGUAUUCUUUUGUCGUUGACAAGGUAUUUACAUAAUCAAGCUGUUGGAUCCACAGUAACCAGUUUCAACCCAUGUUUUGUUUUAGCACAAAGUAAAGACUUGGCAAAUAUAGGUCAAUUAUCUGAUGAUUAUCUAAAGAUGGCAUCUGCAUUUUGGACAAUUUUAAAUGAUAAUCAAUUGCUGCUUUCUUUUGACUCGAUUCUCAAAACUCUAACAACUAUAAGAGUUCAAGAUGAAGGAAUUGAUAAUUUUGAAAAGUUUUAUGCCAAACAAGAGAAUAUUCUAAAGAGUUAUAGAGAUUUAUUUGGAACAUUAGGUUUAUUGCAACCUGCACCAAAUCCAAUUGCUGGAAAUGCUCGCAUUUUAUCCUCAUCCUCCUCUUCCUCCCCCACCAGUUCAUCAAUUGCUCACCUCUUGAAAGUUUUAUCAGAAAACUAUCCAAACAACUAUGACGUUGACAGUAUCACUAGAGAAUUGGUUGGAUCUGGAUCGGUACAAAGCACUUAUUACUCGGAUCUCAAUGGUGCUCUCGAUCAAUGGAUCAACAUUCAAGAUAAAAACCAAGGUGUUCAAACUCUAUUUGUAGACAUUCUUUCAAAUACACAAACACUUGGAGCUAUCGAAAUGCUUGACAAUAUCAAUUCAAAUCAACAUGGUGUUGAUAUUGAUAUUCGUACAUCACAAUCUGGUAUCAAAUUUAUAGCAUCAUUAUCAACGAUUGUUCAAAUCACAACGUUACUUGUUUCAUUUAGAUCACAUCCAUCAACAUUGGUAAAGAAAUAUGGUAAAGAUUUUGAAUUAUAUUUUGUUCCAGAAGUGGAAAACGGAGGUGAUGAAGGAUUUUUGGUUUCAACUCUUAACAACAAGCUCUGUGACAUUCAAAAGAAUACAAAGAUCAAUUUUGAAUUACCAAAUUUUGACUUGUCAAGUGGUAUUUGUCGUCAAGCCACAGAUAUUAUCACAUCAGUUACGCCAUUGAGUGGAUCUACUGUAGGUGGUUAUAGUAUAAACGUAGGAGGUAUUCAUUUUAAUUCAAACUCUAAAGUUAAAAUUGGAUCAACUAUUUGUCAAUCAACACUAUUCAUUUCAACGACCAUGUUACAAUGUAUCGUUCCACCUGGUAUUGGAAACAACCAUAUCGUUUCAACUGUUUCAUCUUCAUCCUCUGGUCUGAUUGGACUCACUCGAUUCCAUUUCAACUAUUUCCAACCAACAAUAAUCGGUAUUCAAAGCCCAACAUUAGUAUCAAAUCUCAUUACCAUAACAGGUAACUAUUUUGGUAAUAAUGCUCUCAAUAUUAAUGUAAAGGUUGGAGAUAGUGAUUGUGACAUUGUUUCAAUUCAAAAUGAUCGUGUCAUUUGUCGGUCAAUCUCUAAUGAUUUUGGUAUUGAUAGAACCGUUUCCAUCCAAUCCACCAACUCCAACUCCAACUCUUUGUAUACCUCUACCACCAAUCUAAACAAAGCCAAUAUUGAUACAUCAUUGGUCUCUUUUAGACCACCCAUUAUUCAUUCAGUCAGUCCAUCGACCACUGUUCAUGUUGGUGAAACCAUUUAUUUGUAUGGAAAGUAUUUUGGAUUGAAAAACAGUGAUUUUGGUCCACACGUUACAAUCAACAAACAAAAGUGUCAAGUUCUCGACUACUCACCAGAAGUGAUUACCUUUAUCGUACCAAAAGGUAGUGGAAGUAGCCAGAUUGUCGUUAAUGUUGGUGGUCAAACAGCUACGAUGCCAGUAACAUACGAUAUUCCCUAUGUUGAUUUCGUCACACCAAAACUAUUCAAUACCUCUGGUGGCCAAGUAAUGAGAAUACAAGGUGAUUCAUUGGGAUCAUCUAUUUAUGAUAUCGACUCUAUCAACUUUUACUUACAACAGCCAAUACAAUGUCAACCAUUUAACCUCCUCAUGGAAUGUACCAUUCCAGCUGGUGUUGGCAAAGAUAUUCCACUCACUGGAACAAUCAAUGGAAAAACAAUGACACCUUGGAACACCAAACCUAUAUUGGCUUCUUAUUUACCACCAUCUAUAGUCAGCGCUGUUAAAUUAACAGGAAACCAAUUAUCAAUCAAAGGUUACAACUUUGUUGGAAGUUUAAUUGGUACAAGUGCAUCAGUCGUUUUAUAUUCUAACUUGCAGAGUCAAUUAUGUCAGCUUCCUGUAUUCAAACCCAACGACAUUGUUACUUGUACCUCUCCAUUUGUCGCAUCGGCCACAGGUGUCGUUGUCAUUAUCAAAGAACAAGAAUCUGACAAGUUCAAUUUUGAUGUAUCAAUUGUUGGACGUAUCUACCUCGACCAAGAUAAUAAUAAUAUGCUUUCACAAGGUGACCUGAACAUCAGUGCACAAGUAACAGUUACAUUGACAUCAACCGAUGGUCAAUUUACUCAAUCAUUAAUCACUACAACAUCAGAGUAUAUGUUUGCUGGAAUUCCACCUGGAGACUAUAAAAUCAAGGCUUUUACAUCCACUAAAUUAUUCCCUAGAGAUACAUUCUCGGUCUCUUUAAAAAGUAACAGUGGUAUUAAUAUCUUUAAUUUUGGUGGGUUCCAAAAGCUUCUGACCGUUGGAACGGUCACCUACAAUCAAGAAACUUUAAAUAUUCAAUCCAAUAUUAAUGUUGGAGUGUAUGGUUGGUGUUUUACAACGGAAUGUCAAUUAAACUAUUCUUACAGUAUUCCAUAUGGAUCUACUGUUUUAAUAUCAAGUACUACAGGUCAAGUUUAUCUUUACACAAAUACUAUUCGUAUCUAUUUGUAUGAAGAUAAAAAUUUAAAUUUACGAUUGGAUGUUAAUGAACCUAAUAUUUUAGGUGCACAGGCGUCAAUUGUUUAUGAUGGAAAUACGGCACGAUAUUGUAGUGGUUCUGUUUGUUAUUUUAAUUGUGCUAAAAGUGUUUGCACUAUUAAACCUGGGUCGGCCUCUCCAACCUACACUAAUAUCUAUGGCAGCAUUAUUGUUGAAUUUAAUACCAUGUCGGUGGUCAACCAACAAAAAGAUAUCUAUAUUGCUUACUACAACAAAUCACAAUAUCCUCACUCUACUCAAAUAGAGACCACGAGUAAUGGAGUUGUUAACUUGCCAAUUGGUACUUACUCACUUGAAAUGACCUCACCCAUAACAAAGAUUGUUCCUAUUGGCACCAACACUCUUGUUACUAUCUUGCACCAAGCAAUUACCUAUUCAUAUACCCAAGCAACCAUCAUCAAUUUGUCUCCAGCUCCCAUUACUAUUACAAUAGCUCCACUUGGAAUCCUACAAGGAGUAGUACUCAGCCCCUAUGGACAAUCUUUAACGAUACCUGAUAUUGUUGGUUCAACUCCACCAUACAUUUCUGUUAAUGAAAAGAUUAAUUCGUAUGCAUGCCAACUAAUAGAUUUAUUAGGAAAGCUCCGUUAUUGGGUUUGUAAUAUCCCAAGAUUAGGACCAAUCUCACCAAAGGCAAGAAUAUUCAUCAAAACCAACGACUGGCUUUUAAAUCCCUACCCAGUUUCACUUACCAAGAUUAAUGUAUCGGGUGUGGUUUUCCACGAUACCAAUCUUAAUGGAAUCUAUGAAAUUGGUGAGAAAAUCAUUUCAGGAGUUCAUUUAGAAAUUUUUAAUGUACCAUCGUCCUAUACCAUCAGUACUUUAACUGGGUACAGAAUGCAAACAAAUAGUUUUAAUCAAAUCAAAGCUUUUAAAGUUCACGUUUUUGGUCCAACAAUUCAAUACCCCGCUCAAUCAACCGUCGCAUUCUAUCCACAAGGAGAUUCUCCCUCAUUGGAUUUUACUUCUUAUACCUCUAUCAAUGUUCCAUUGAGAAAACUCAAUUUAAAAUGUAAUGGAUAUUUAAUUUCCGGCACGAAUCAAAUUGAAUUUGUUGAAGGAAUAAUAAACCUUUCAAAUUAUGCUGGAUGGUGUUUAGAAGGUCAAACUUGUCAAUACCCAAUCACAUCGGUAUCAAUGCCCCCUAAUUGCAUUCGAUUGAAUAAUAGUGACAAUACUAUUACUAUUAUAGAAGGUAUCAACAUCACAGUCGACCUGUAUGACGAUCUUUUUAUUAGAACAGGCCUGCCCUUUGGAGUAUUCCAACCACUCGCUUAUCCAAUGUUGGUUCGAACGUCGUUUGUUUAUCAAGGCAGAAGUAUCUCACUAGAAACUCUUACUUCUUCAAUUGCAAUCAUUACGGUCCCCAAUAUUCCUGGUCAACUUUCAACAUUAUCGAUUGUUGCCCCACCCCAAUCAUCGCAUCAAUAUGCCAUUAUGAAUCAUAUCAAGAUUGAUUCGUCCAAUCCUCCAUCAACUGCCAUUCAAAUUGGAAUCACAACCAAACCGACAGUGAUUGGAUAUAUGGUAGAAUUGUAUGAUGUCCAAAAUACCGUUCUUACACUGCCAAUGGGUGUUUACAAAAAUGACAUUUUAACAAGACUAUCUUGGAAUAAUAAUCGUGCAAGAAAAAUCAUUACCUUUUCACCAGAUGUGAUAGUAUUGAUAUUCAAGAGUGAUUCGUCUAUGGUUGGACCAUUCAUUGGAACAACCAAUAAUAAUGUAUUCACAAUCCCUACAAAUACUGAUAUUUACAGUAUAGAGGUAGCCCACAAGAAUAUAUUCAAUACCAUUGUUCCAACUGAAGGUGGUUAUGUUCGUUUACCUGCCAAUCCAUUCCAAUCCUCUAGAUCAUUGUCACUACAUUUGGAAGGAGUACAACUCAAGUGUUCAGAAGUUCUCAUUUGUUUAUUCCCAACGUUGCCUGCAUCUGACAGACAAUUGGUCGUCAAAUUGCAACCUGGAAACAUUCAAUUGUACACCACCUAUAUCAUUACCUAUCCAGUUAGAUAUCCAGUCCCCACCGCACCAGGAACCUAUCUCGAUUCUUUUGGUCCAAACAAAACACUGUCAAUGACCUUUAGCAAUGUUGGCACGUUAAGCUCUAUUUCAAUUGACAACUAUCGAUAUACAAAUGUUUUAAUGAAAACACGAACCUUUACAAUAGAAUCAGUUGAAAAUCAAACUGCCACUGUUAUUGAUAGUUACUCUGUCUCGAACGUAAUUUACCCAAUUAACGUAACCAUGACAAACACCUCUUUCUCUAUAAACUGGGUUAGGUCAUCUAAAAUCAUCUUUAUCGAAGGUGUGGCAAUGAGAUAUUUCUCAACUCAUCCUGAUGGUGCAAUGGUUCAAGAUGAAUUGGGAAGAGUAUUAUGGGCAAGGUUUAGAGCUUCCAUCACAGAAUAUUCAAUGUAUGGACCUCUUGGAUCAGGACUUGGUUAUUUGGAUUGUCUCGACCCAACUAGAAAUACUCUAAGUGAUACUCAAACUAUUGGAAAUGGUUACUAUUCAAUCUAUGUUCAACAAAACUAUGGUUUCACCCUUAAAGAUCAAAAUCGCAAUCAAGUAUGGGAACAAUACGCGUAUUCACCUACUGCACAAAAACUUGUUUUCUAUGCGGAUGGUGAUCUAUGUUUAGUCGAUAGUGCAGGUGUAAAAAAAUGGUGUACCUAUACCGCUGGACUUGGAGGUCGCUAUUUCUUGGUUGCUCCCACUGGAUAUGUUCAAGGAUACAACUGGAUGAUUCUCAUGCUAAAUGCAAACGGACAUGUUGUUUGGGCAAGACAUGAUGGACCCUCUUCAAGUUUUUCAAUGCUACCUGGGUCAUACAUGGUAGCAGGACAAGCUCUCAGAAAUGGUCAGUUCCUAACCAAUGGUCUCGUCUAUAUGGUCUAUGAUGCAAUUGCAGGAUAUAUUAAAUAUUACCGGGAACCACCAGGACAUCCAAACAAGGUCCUCUUGUCUCAAGUGCAAUGCAUUGGUAAUAUUCUACUCUUGUCUGGAACAACGCCUCAAUGUUUUAACGAUCAAGACUCAACUCAACUAUCUACCAUCACAACCACUCUUUCAUACUGGGGUCUUAGACCAUCUACAUCCAGUGUCAUUUUGGAAACGCGAUCAAAGAUAGCCACUUUUUCGUAUGUCACUUUUAUUGACCAUUCAUUCUCACCACUAUUACAAGAUCUCAUUCAAGGUCAAGUUUUCAUUGAUCUCAAUCGUAAUAAUAUAAUGGAUCAAAAUGAAGUUGGACUCUUGGGUGUCACCGUUUCGAUUGGUGUAUCAUCUACAACCUCUGACGCCAAAGGUUUCUUUUCUCUUCGUUCUCAUCAAUCGAUGACAGAGAAACUUAAAUUCAUCAAUAUUCCUUCUCAAUACUAUACUCCAAUUCCAGAAUUGACUCUCUACCAAAUUAGAUUUAAUAGAGAUAUUCCACUUUAUCAAAAAGGUAAAAGAGAAACAAAUAUAAAAAUGAAAGAAAAGAAAUCAUUUAUUAAUAUUCUUUUAUUUAUUUGUUCUUUAGGAAAUUGUUAUGGUUAUUUAAAUUCAAAUGAUAAUAGUAAAUUAUAUUUGGAUGUUGGUACUUUUAGAUUAUCUGAUUUUGGUUGGUGUACAUUGAACAAAGCAUGUGCCAAUAGAAUUACAACCUAUUCAUUUCCAGACCAAUGUUUGGUUAUGUUUAGUGAAAAUAACUUUGUAUCAAUUAGUCAAAAGACAUUUAUAAUCAAUCUCUACAUUGAAUCGAUAUCAUCACCAACUGGCAACCUUCCACUGUCUGCCUAUAAUCCCAAUUUGUUAUCUUCAAAGGUACAAAUAUAUGUCGCUGGAUUUUCAUCACCUCUCGAAUUGACUCCAAACGUAAACACCAAUUCCUAUGUUUGGGGUAGUUCACAAGGUAUUAGAAUACAAGUCACGACGAAUCCUGAAACCAUGUCACUUUUGAAUAACAUUAAUUUGGUUGCCAAUUUAACAAAUAAUGUUAUUUUUAAUGUUCCAAUGAUCAAGACCAGCAGAAAUCAAGAUCUGACAAAUCUUGUUACCUUUGGACAUGUAAACCAAUCUGCAGAGCUGAUCCUUCCACCUGGUCACUACACCAACACAUUUAUUGGAAUGUUGGGAUGGAUAAACCGACCCAUCUCUUUUACUACAUCCAACACUCAAAUGCAAGUGUACCUAUUUGGAACAUCAGGACAACCUAUUACACUCACAAGUAGAAAUGGUACCUCUAUUCCAAUUCCUACCAAACUUGGAAUCUCCCAAAUUCAAAUUGCACCACCCGACACGUUGUUCUCUAUAUCAACCAAGACAGAAGGAGAAUAUUAUCAAUUUACCGAUCCAUUCCCAUUGGGUGUUUAUAAAUCACUCUACAUUGGAAAUUUCUCAACAUCUAUCGCUUGUAGUGAACGAUUAUUAUGUUUUGUUCCACCUGUGGGUAUCGGAAAUCAAUUAUUGUUUAUCCAAGUAAACAAUGUCAUUCUCAAUAGAACCUUUACCAUCACAUAUAAUGACCCAACACCAAGUCCUCCCACUGUUUAUCUAGAACAAGGUCAAUCAAUUGGACCACUUGCUACACUCAGAUCAGCAGUUGAUAGUCGAGUUGGUUAUUCUGAGAUUUCCGUGACCGACAAGUUGGUAGUAUCAAUCUUUGACGGUGCUGGAAAUAUUCUAAAUUCCUCUACUAUUUUACCAGACAGCUUAAUUGCGCCAUACACCGCUGUCGUCACCAACACUGGCCUUUGUUUAAAGGGUACCGGUUUGCAAUUACAGUGUGGUCAAUUUAAUAGACCAGCCACCAAUAGUAAUAACAAGGUAUUGUCACUUUAUCCACAAGGCAUCUUUUAUCAUUCCACUGGACUGCCUACAAGCAACUUUACAUGGGCAUACACAAGACCAUACUCUUUUAAUCUCUAUACAACAUCAUUUUUGGCAACCGGUAUUACCUAUCUCGAUGUCCAAUCCAAUCCCACCCUAAAAACAGGCAAUUUUAUUAGCAACGGCUUCCAAUUUCUAAAACUCACAAGUUCAGGGCUGCCCACGAGGCUGAGAUUGUCAGUCGAGUCGCUAAAUCAAGAGGUAUGGUCCUAUGAAACUUCAACGAUCUUUUCUGACUCAUCGGUUGCUUUAGAAAUCACACCAAAUAAUCUUUGUCUAAAAGGUUCUAUUGUUACACCCAAGUGUGCAUUGCCAUCUUUCCCAUCCAACAUUAAUCCUAUACUCCGUGGUCGAUACUUGUUUUUAGCACCCAAGGGUACUUUUAGCGGUUUGGAGUGGGCUCUUUUGUUUACCGAUAUGUAUGGAAACAUCAUUUGGGGUCGUUAUGCAAUGGCCCCCUCGGUCACUCAAUUCUUCUUGCCUGGAAGUUAUCUUGUUCCAGGACAAAUCCUUCGACCAGGCGAGAUCCUAUCCAAUGGCUACUCAUUAAUACUUUUUAAAAAGCAAUCAUCACAACAAUCGCUUGUCAAAUAUUACAUUGGUGAAUGGGGCUCGUCUUCUGUAGGGGCGUCUACUACCCUUUUAAGUAUUCAAUCUGGUCAUGAUGGUUGUUACUUGUCAGGAACGUCACUUGUAAGUGGAAAUACCCAAUCUCUACCUUCUCUCGUACCAACAACUGCCAAGUUGUAUGGUAUACAAGCAGCAUACAAAUUUGGCAGUACCUACGACGACAUGUCCCCUGUAACCAUUCUACAAGGACAAACAGCAGAAGUCUAUCCUCAAGAACGUUUGGCCAAGAGAAAAACAACCAUUGGUGGAAAGGUUGUGAUUGUCCAAAGUGCACAACAAUAUGUUGGUUUGUCUGGUAUCACUGUUACCUAUCUCGGUCAACAAACUGUGACCAACGAAUUGGGAGAGUUCUUGUUUGAUAUAUAUUCUCAACCCCAAGCAUCAAGAUUUGUAUUUUCCAAUAUCCCUUCAAAUAUUGUAAUGCCAAUAUCAUCAUUCCCAGUCCCAUCGGUAUCUGAUUUUAACAAGAUGUUCUUUGCCUUUUCAAAAAGCUCAGAUACUCGUUGUUCUCUACAACUCGGAUCAGAGGGAGGAGAAACAAUGCAGAUUCAAAUGGGAACUGUCGACCUUUCACUCUUUGGUUGGUGUUAUCAAGAUUCAUGUGCUUUCCCAGUGACAGACCUUUAUCCAUCAUACUCUAAUCAACAAAAGUGUCGUUCAACCUUUGAUCCAAAUAAUAAUUUAGAACUUUCUUGGUGUGAUUCUUGUUAA
Molecule: messenger RNA, 13317 nt
Organism: Cavenderia fasciculata
Lineage: Eukaryota; Evosea; Eumycetozoa; Acytosteliales; Cavenderiaceae
Exons: 17
Coding region: 1-13317 (4438 amino acids)
Biological process (GO): apoptotic DNA fragmentation
Molecular function (GO): deoxyribonuclease II activity
Source: RefSeq, a predicted model, not a curated record